This is a messenger RNA of Dioscorea cayenensis subsp. rotundata (Guinea yam), 1250 nucleotides long. Its product is annotated as protein ROOT PRIMORDIUM DEFECTIVE 1. Gene Ontology annotation, molecular function: RNA binding. The record is from RefSeq and is a predicted model, not a curated record. NCBI's taxonomy places the organism in Eukaryota, Viridiplantae, Streptophyta, Magnoliopsida, Dioscoreales, Dioscoreaceae.
AAGCUGAGAGUGCUCAAAGCACUGCAAAUGGUGGUUCGAACCGUUCUAACUCGGCGGUUCUCACCGCCGGCGAGCACUCGCCCCAAAACCACAUCGGCGCAGCACGUUGCCGCGCGCUCCAUCGAUCCAACUUUCGAGAAACUCAUGGACAAGUACAAGCACUUGUUCAAAGUCACCGCUGUCCAAGACCUCAUUCUCGCCUCCCCAAACGAAGCUCUCCCUCUUCCUCUCCUCUCCUCCGCCGCCCAACGCCUCCACCUCAACCGCGGCGCCCUCGCCUUCCUCCGAUCCUUCCCCCACGUCUUCUCCCUCGACUUCUCCUUCCCUUCCGAACCCCUCAUCCGUCUCACCCCCGCCGCCACUCAGAUCUCCCGUCUCGAGUCCGCCGCCGCAGCCUCAUCCACCGGUGCCGCCAUCGACCGCCUAUGUCGCCUUCUUUCCAUGUCCCUUUCCAGAUCUGUCCCUCUCCGCGCAGUCUUCAAGGUCUGGAGGGAACUCGGCCUUCCCGACGAUUUCGAGGACUCAAUCAUCGCCAGAAACCCUCAGAUCUUCACCCUCCGUGACAACCCUAAAGAGCCCAACACCCACAUCCUCCACCUCUCAAUUCCCAGCCCUAGAUUCACCCCCGCCGUCGACCAAUGGCGAAGCGAAGAGCAGGUCGAAGUCAAGUACGCUUUCAAGCAAGGGUUUCCUCCAGGGAUGCAACUAACAAAGACAUUCCGAUCCCGUCUCAAAGAAUGGCAGCUGAUGCCGUACGCAACGCCGUACGAUCCCAAUCCCAUCGGCGGCGAGGGCGAUGGAGGGAGGGCAAGAAUGGCGAGGAUGGAGAAGAGAGCGGUAGGAGUAGUGCACGAGUUCUUGAGCCUGACGGUGGAGAAGAUGGUGGAAGUGGAGAAAGUAAGUCAAUUCAGGAAGUGGUUGGGAAUGGAAGUGAACAUCCGGGACUUGUUCUUGGAUCACCCGGGGAUGUUCUACUUGUCAACGAAAGGGAAACGGCACACUGUGUUCUUGCGAGAAGGGUACGAGAAGGGGAGAUUGAUCCAUCCCAAUCCCAUCUAUGAUGCCAGGAUGCAGCUCUUUCACCUCCUCCUCCUCGGCAAGCGACCAUUCAACAACAACAUCAUCGCUGCUCAAUGAAUUACCACCUCUUCUUACCAGACCAUGGGUAUGAUAACUUAACAGUGGCAUGCAAAGCUUGUUGAACAUCUGGACGAUUAAAGUAUUUUUCGGCAUAAGCUCUGGCACAUGGA